AGACAGGUGAAUCAGGGGGCUGGACGCCACACAUGCAGCGCUACAGCGCACGAACAGCCACUCACCGCCCUCCGCUGUGGAUUCGCAAGGGUCGCGACGCGCAACGAGGCGCUACAGUGUGUCUCUUCGUAGCGGAUGGCGACAUGCCCUCAGAAUGCCUUCUUAAAACCCUCGAAGUUUGUUGGUAGCGACAGCCGGAGGGACAUACCCCAAAUCUCGCCAAUCGGGUGCAUCAACUGCAGCCACAUAAAGCCCAGCUGAGCCCGGGCUUUGUUGUCAGUAUAGUAAGUGAAUCGGCACCGUCAUCCGAGAGCAUCCUAGCCAAGGAAACACGGAGGAGCAUCCUGAUGCAUGGAGCAAGAAGUUCUUUCAUAUCUCGUCACGACGAACGGCUUUCAGCACUCGGUGUGUCUUGAGCCUUGAAGACCUACUGUCGCUUUGACCUGUGGUUCCUUCCUACUGAUGAUGGCCGAUCGGAGAGGCUGUGGACCCAAGAGUCUCUGGUGGGUUUAACUAAGCUACGGUAGUGCCAGAACCUUUUUUUACCGAUACUGGGAUGCUCUAAAUAAGCAGAAGUUCCGCUGACAGUCGGACCAGCAUGAGGCUGGUGUGGAAGUCCCUGGACAAGAUGAGGUGUCUUCGGAAACGCUCCACCAUCCCCUUCCUCGGCUUCCUCAUCACCUUCCUCCUCUUCCUCAACCUCUAUAUCGAGGACGGAUACGUGCUGGAGGAGGACAAGAGGCAACUCCGGGAAUCGUCAGCGCACCCCACCACCUCAGAGCGAUACGGCCACACCUUUCGGGAACUCACCAAUUUCUCCGGAACCAUCAACGUGACGUAUCGCUAUCUGGCCGGGACGCCUCUCAAUCGCAAGAAGUAUCUUACCAUCGGUCUCUCAUCGGUCAAGAGGAAAAGAGGAAACUACUUGCUGGAAACGAUCAAGUCCAUCUUCGAUCAGUCCAGCUACGAGGAGCUGAAGGAGAUUGUGGUGGUGGUCCACCUGGCCGACUUUGACCUGGUGUGGUGCGAGAACCUAGUGCAAGAAAUCACCAGGAAGUUCGCCCACCACAUCAUAGCAGGGCGCCUGCUGGUCAUCCAGGCUCCGGAGGAGUAUUACCCGUCUCUAGACGGCCUCAAAAGGAACUACAACGACCCGGAAGACCGGGUCCGGUUCCGCUCCAAACAGAACGUAGACUACGCCUUCCUCCUCAACUUCUGCACAAACCUCUCCGACUUCUACAUGAUGCUGGAGGACGACGUGCGCUGCUCCAGGAACUUCCUGACCUCCCUGAAGAAGGUGAUCACCUCCAGGGAAGGAUCCUACUGGGUGAUGCUGGAGUUCUCCAAGCUGGGCUACAUCGGGAAGCUCUACCACUCCAGAGACCUGCCACGCCUGGCCCACUUCCUGCUCAUGUUCUACCAGGAGAUGCCGUGCGACUGGCUCCUGAUUCACUUCAGGGGCCUGCUUGCCCAGAAGGACGUGAUCCGCUUCAAGCCCUCGCUGUUCCAGCACAUGGGCUACUACUCCUCCUACAAAGGGGCCGAGAACAAGCUGAAGGACGACGACUUUGAGGAAGACUCCAUAGACAUACCGGACAACCCUCCGGCCAGUCUGUACACGAACAUCAACGUGUUUGAGAACUACGACGCCACCAAGGCCUACAGCAGCAUAGACGAGUACUUCUGGGGGAAGCCUCCCUCCACCGGAGACUUCUUUGUUAUCGUCUUCAACAAGUCGACCAAAAUAAACAAAAUCAAAAUCAUCACCGGGUCGGACGAUCGGCAGAACGACAUUCUCCACCGUGGGGCUCUGGAGGUGGGCGAGAAGCUGGUGGGAACCAAAAAGGGAAAACAGUGCACAUCCUACAUCACAUUGGGGGAGUUUAAAAAUGGCCACAUCGAGGUGCAAAACGUGGACCAUAAAAUUGCCUUUGACAUUGAGUGUGUCCGUAUUGUGGUGACAGCAAGUCAAAAAGAAUGGCUUAUCAUUAGGAGUAUCAGUUUAUGGACUACACAACCCCCGAGUCAAUGAGGACUUGGUGUUAUGACUCAUAUAGGCAAAUCUUUUUUAUUAUUUAUUAAUUUAGGUACUUUCUGGUUAUUUAUCAAUUCAUGGAUGUUAUUGUGUAUUUAUAAGAUAUAAUUUGGAUAUGCGAAAAAUAAUCUUUUAAUUUUUUUUUUUAUACCCACAGGCAAAAGUAUUAUCUUUGGUGUUCAAAUUUUUCGACUCGUUACAAAGGACUGCUUUUACCUGGUUUGACCUUGAGGAUUCAUAAAAGUACUUUGUUUUCUAUAAGUUUUCAAAGUCAUUUGUUUAUUUUUUCUUUCAAAUCCAUCCUCACUGUUCUGUUGGAAAGCAAUUAGCCAGCCGCAACCAUUUAGAAUUCAUUUCUCAAGGAAGAUAAAACACUCCAGCUUUCAAAUUGAAAAAUGCUCCGUGGUAAAUAAGACAGAAAUAGACCAUUGAAUAAAUCAAAAUAACUUAAUAAACCUAAUUGAUUACGAUAUAAAUAAUAUCUGGUGAAUGGAUGAUGAUUCAAGUCAGCCCUUUACACACUGAAAAGACGAUAAAUAAUUGGCUGAUGAUGCCGUCUAAAAGAGGAAGAGGAUGACCAUUAUCUAGUGCUUCACUCUGCAUCUUCGAUUUGUGUGCCUCUUUUUGGUGGCGAGUGGAGGGGUCUUUUUCUUCUCCUUUCCAAAGUGACGCCCCCCAACAGCAUUCUGUUGAUGGCCAGUCAUCCAUUCACGAGCGAUCAAACGACUGCUGGAGUGUAGCCGCGGGGACGCCACUCUCCGUGCGCGUCCCUAUUUGGCCUCCGAAUUAUUUCCACCCUUGGACGUCCACAAGGACGUUGCCUUGAAUAUUCAUGCGUGUCGUAUCUGA
This is a messenger RNA of Gadus chalcogrammus (walleye pollock), 2884 nucleotides long. RefSeq names its product alpha-1,3-mannosyl-glycoprotein 4-beta-N-acetylglucosaminyltransferase C-like. Gene Ontology annotation, molecular function: acetylglucosaminyltransferase activity. The transcript has 5 exons. Gene Ontology annotation, biological process: protein N-linked glycosylation. The record is from RefSeq and is a predicted model, not a curated record. Lineage: Eukaryota; Metazoa; Chordata; Actinopteri; Gadiformes; Gadidae. Bases 599 to 2032 code for a protein of 477 amino acids.